Meloidogyne enterolobii is the source of this 323-nucleotide messenger RNA. NCBI's taxonomy places the organism in Eukaryota, Metazoa, Nematoda, Chromadorea, Rhabditida, Meloidogynidae. The record is from the annotation of a GenBank genome assembly.
AUGAGUUCAGCUACAAGUCCAUUAUCACCCCCUCUUAGGGCUACAAGUGCACCCAUUUCUACACUUAAUUUAAAUUGUAUUUUUUAUUUUAAACGAAUUUUUGUCGAAAUUUUUUUCCUUUUUAAAGCCUUCUCUGAUUCGACUUCUGAAAGUUUGUCAAUUAAUUUUGCUAGAAAUAAAAAGGCACAAAUGGCAGCUAGAGCUUUGUUUGAAUUAGUGCAUAAUUAUGGGGAUAAUUUGAGAGAGGUUUUUUGUUGAAUUUUCUGAUAUUUAAACUUGCUUAGUUUUCUUAAAAUUAAAUUAGCUGUGAAUAUCCUGGCUCC